UAUACUGCUGUACAAAAUAUUGAUUUAAGAAAUCCAAAUGGAUUCGAAGUUUGUUGUCAAGGUUCCGAAUGUAAAGAUGAUAGUUUAUGGGUACCAGCAACUAUAUCUAGUAAAUAUUCUUUGACAAUUACAUUAACAAUAUCAAGUUCAUGUGUCGGAAAGCAACUAUUUGGUCUUCGUUAUUUAUGGCGUGAAACACCAUGUCCAUUUAAACAAGCCGCUCUUUAUAGUUAUACAGAUCCAAAUUUACCAUCACCACCCUAUAUAAAAUAUUUCUAA
Rotaria sp. Silwood2 is the source of this 279-nucleotide messenger RNA. The record is from the annotation of a GenBank genome assembly. Lineage: Eukaryota; Metazoa; Rotifera; Eurotatoria; Philodinida; Philodinidae.